Molecule: messenger RNA, 1068 nt
Organism: Plasmodium gallinaceum
Lineage: Eukaryota; Apicomplexa; Aconoidasida; Haemosporida; Plasmodiidae
Product: ubiquinol-cytochrome c reductase iron-sulfur, putative
Exons: 1
Coding region: 1-1068 (355 amino acids)
Biological process (GO): mitochondrial electron transport, ubiquinol to cytochrome c
Cellular component (GO): membrane
Molecular function (GO): quinol-cytochrome-c reductase activity; 2 iron, 2 sulfur cluster binding
Source: RefSeq, a predicted model, not a curated record
AUGAUUAGGAUAAAAAAUAUCAAUAUUUUUCAACAAUGCAGUUUAUUAAAAAAAAAUCAAUUAUAUAAAUUAAGUAAGAGAUUUGGUGGAACAUUUCAUCACAAUAUAAAAGAAAAUGAAAAAAUUCCACCAGCAUCUGAAAACCCUAGUUAUAAAAACUUGUUUGAUCAUGCAGAAGAUAUAAAGUUAUGGGAAAUAGAAGAAAAAGCAAAUAUUAGUCAUAAAAAGGUUGAAGAUUUAUCAGAGUUAGUUGAGCCGUCUAAUCAUCCACAUCAAUAUGAAGGUUUUUUUGUAAGAACGAGAUAUGCACAUUAUAAUCAAACGGCAGAACCAUUAUUCCCAAGAAAACCUGAUUUAGAAAAAGGUGAAUUAGCUAGUGGUGCCAAUGUGACAAGAACAGAUGUAUGGCAUAACCCGAAUGAACCAGCAGUAGUUUCAGUGGGAAAAUUUGAACCAAGUAAUUUUAGACCUGCAGGUUAUGCAGAAAAUGCACCAAAUCCUGAUAGUAUCAAUUCAGAAUAUCAUCCUGAUUUCAGAGAAUAUAGAUUAAGAAAAGGACAUGCAGAUAGAAGAACAUUUAUGUAUUUUAUUAGUGCAUCCUACUUUUUUAUUAUGUCUUCAAUUAUGAGAUCAACUAUAUGUAAAGUGGUACAUUUUUGGUGGAUUUCAAGAGAUUUAGUUGCAGCUGGUACAACAGAAGUAGAUAUUAAAUCAGUUAGCCCAGGUCAACAAGUCAUUAUUAAAUGGAGAGGAAAACCAGUUUUUGUAAAACACAGAACACCAGAUGAAAUUGAAAGAGCAAAAGAAGAAGAUAAAUUAGUUGAAACAAUGAAAGAUCCUCAAUUAGAUUCAGACAGAACAAUUAAACCUGAAUGGUUAAUAAAUAUAGGAGUAUGCACACAUUUAGGAUGCAUACCCGUAGAAGGAGGAAACUUCAAUGGAUAUUUUUGUCCAUGUCAUGGAUCUCAUUAUGACAAUUCAGGAAGAAUUCGCCAAGGGCCUGCUCCAUCUAAUUUAGAAAUACCUCCAUAUGAAUUUAUUGAUGAAAAUACUAUAAAAAUUGGAUAA